AUGAACCCUGGGGAUAUAUACACCCCGCCGCAUGGCCGACAACAACAGCAGCAGCAGCAGCAGCAAGGAGGAUACACUUCACCAACUCAUCAGCCUCACUCCCAAGGUCAACCAUUCCCUUCUUACCCUCCCACCCACCAGCAACAACAACCACAAGCAAUAUCAUACGGUGCACCACCUUCACAUCAUUACCCAUCCGAUCCCAACCCACAGUACUCUUCACCGAUGACCAACCCAUACGACACACCACCACCUCUCCAUCAAUCUCACUCAUCCCCUCCCCCACAGAUCUUUCCCAAUCCUCAAUCACAGCCAUAUGGGGAUCCCUUCAACCCGCCUGCGCCUCCCCAACAAGUGAAUCAGGGAUGGGCAGAACCGCAGGGUAGUAGACAUUAUGCUUCUCAACCCCUUUCACCGACCCACCAUCAUCAAUCAAUGGGUGGUGGUGCUCCAAGAUACUCUUUACCCGUUCAACAACAACCGUAUGGCUCUCCUUCACCUGUGCCUGUGCCUUUAAGUCCACCAGGAGGUGGAGGAAGAACGAGAUUCGAUUCAAAUAUAUCAUUUCACUCUUCGGCACCUCUAUCAUCUUACGAUAAUAGGUUAUCUUCCCCACCUCCAUUACUACCUCACGACUCAUCUUCCUCAUCCAUGUCCAACUUGGCAGGACUGGCACAUCAUCCGUCCUACCCUCCGCAUGGGUAUGGUAACCACGUAGCUGGCGGACAAGAUGACGAUAUAAACGAUUCUGCACCGCUGUUAUCCCAUGCUGCACCUGAUGCGAGAUUCGGUAUCCCCUCACAGAAUCAAUCAAGGUAUCAAUUAUCGGAUAAUGGACCUUCGCAAGGUGAUGGAGGAGAUGUGGGGAUGCUACCAGGACGAUGGGUCGACAAUGAACAGCAAAGGAAUGGAUAUUCGAUACCGCCACAGCAAGGACAGGAUGAUGAAGAGGUGAAUGUCCAUUAUGGACCGUUACCUACCAGGGUGGUGAGAAGGAACAGGACUCAGAAAAGGGUACAGUUAUUCCGAGGUCACUUGGUGUUGGAUAUAGACGUACCUACAAUGUUACUGGAUCAAUGUCCUAUAAGAGAGGGGAAUGAGUUUACGAAGAUGAGAUAUACGGCUGUUACUUGUGAUCCCAAUGAUUUUGUUGAAGAUAAAUAUACACUUCGUCAGAGAUUAUAUGAUCCACCUAGACAGACUGAGCUAUUCAUCGUUAUCACGAUGUAUAACGAAGACGACGUCCUGUUUUGUCGAACGAUGAGAGGUAUCAUGCAGAAUAUCGCUCAUUUGUGCACGAGGAAUAAAAGUAAAACAUGGGGCCAAGACGGCUGGAAGAAGGUCGUCGUGUGUGUGGUAGCAGAUGGACGAUUGAAGAUCAACCCACGUACGAGAUCGGUGUUGGCUGCUUUAGGUGUAUACCAAGAUGGAGUGGGUAAAAACGUUGUCAAUGGAAAACCUGUAACAGCACAUCUGUAUGAAUAUACCACCCAACUAUCGAUAACAUCUAAUGGGAAGAUUGGACCGGGUGGUUCGAAUACUGUGCCUAUACAGGUGAUAUUCUGUAUGAAGGAAAAGAAUCAGAAAAAGAUCAACAGUCAUAGAUGGUUCUUCAAUGCUUUUGGAGCUUGUUUGAAGCCCAAUGUCUGCGUCCUUUUGGAUGUUGGUACUCAACCAGGUCCAGACUCGAUCUACCAUCUCUGGAAAGCAUUCGAUAUCAACUCGUCAGUAGGAGGUGCAUGUGGAGAAAUCGUAGCUUUGAAAGGGAUGUUCUGGAAGAAUCUCUUGAACCCUCUGGUCGCCGCUCAGAACUUCGAGUAUAAAAUGUCGAAUAUAUUGGACAAACCACUGGAGAGUAUCUUCGGGUACAUUACUGUGCUGCCGGGAGCUUUCUCAGCCUACAGGUAUAUUGCUUUGCUUAAUGAUGAUCAUGGGAAUGGACCUUUGAAGCAGUAUUUCAUCGGUGAGACGAUGCAUGGUGCAGGUGCAGGUAUCUUUUCCGCAAAUAUGUAUCUCGCCGAAGAUCGUAUCUUAUGCUGGGAAUUGGUCAGCAAGAGACAAUGUAAAUGGAAAUUACAUUAUGUCAAAUCGGCAUACGCUAUCACAGAUGUACCCGAUACCGUGCCGGAGUUGGUCUCUCAGAGAAGAAGAUGGUUGAAUGGAUCUUUCUUCGCUGCUAUACAUUCGAUCGUACAUUUCGGGUAUCUCUAUAGGUCAUCGCAUACCUUCACAAGAAAACUUUUCCUUCAUGUCGAAUUGGUGUAUCAAACCUUGAGCAUGAUCUUCGCUUGGUUCGCUCUGGGAAACUUCUACAUCGCCUUUUUCGUUUUGACAAGUUCUCUCAACUCACUCGGAUCAGCCUGGAAAUACGUCAAUACGCCCUUACAUUACUUAUAUAUCGCUUUGCUGUUGUGGUGUUUCUUGUUGGCUUUGGGUAAUAGACCUGCAGGAUCCAGAGUCGGUUAUACGAGUAGUAUGGUUGGAUUCGCGUUAAUCACUAUUUAUAUGCUAUUUGCAGCUAUCUACCUUGCAGUGAGAGGUAUUCAGAGUAUAACUGCCGACGGAUCGAUCAGCGCGGACGAUAUUUUUGGCAACAAGAUAUUCAGGAAUAUUGUCGUAUCACUCGCUGCGACGUAUGGUCUAUACAUCGUCUCAUCGCUUUUGGCAUUGGAACCGUGGCAUAUGCUCACUUCUUUCUUGCAAUAUCUGUUAUUGGCUCCAAGUUACGUCAAUGUGCUAAACGUAUAUGCAUUCUGUAAUGUACAUGAUGUUUCUUGGGGUACAAAAGGUUCCGAUAAGGUAUCCGAAGAUCUGGGAGUCGUCAAAUCCGAUUCGAAAGAUGAAGUAACAGUGGACGUUCCGGUAGAACAACAAGAUCUGAACGCGGUGUACGCCUCAGAAUUGAGAGUAUUAGCUACAAAAGCUCCGAAAGAGGUGAAAGUCGUCUCGGAUGAUCAGAAGCAGGAGGACUAUUAUAAGAACGUCAGGACAAAUGUACUAUUAGCUUGGACCAUGUCUAAUGGAGCUUUGGCAGCUGCUAUUUUACAAACGAGCGGUGGAGAUAGUGCUUUGGCAACUACAUAUAUGGGUAUUCUGUUAUAUACCGUCGCUGGUCUUGCUUUCUUCCGGUUCGUCGGUUCUACGUCGUAUCUCAUUGUAAGAUUGUUUGCUGGUGAAUAA
Kwoniella botswanensis is the source of this 3180-nucleotide messenger RNA. RefSeq lists its product as uncharacterized. Gene Ontology annotation, cellular component: cell septum; cell periphery. The transcript is spliced from 27 exons. The record is from RefSeq and is a predicted model, not a curated record. The coding region runs from base 1 to 3180 and encodes 1059 amino acids. Lineage: Eukaryota; Fungi; Basidiomycota; Tremellomycetes; Tremellales; Cryptococcaceae. Gene Ontology annotation, molecular function: chitin synthase activity.